AUGGAUGUGGAGGGUUUUGACCCCAGGGAAGUCACUGUAACAGUGAAAGACGGGAAGGUGAAGGUGUCAGCGGAGCAUGAGGAGGAGCGCACCACCGCAAGAGGGAAGGAGUAUACCUACAAAAACAUCAUGAAGGAAAUCAGCCUGCCGCCGGGGGUGAGCGAGGACGAGGUGACCUACUCGCUGGGACCCAACAGCGUUGUGAAGAUCGAAAUGGCACGCAAGUGCUACCCUUGUCUCCUGAGCCGCUGA
Messenger RNA from Phaethon lepturus (White-tailed tropicbird), 252 nucleotides. RefSeq names its product outer dense fiber of sperm tails 1 (gene ODF1). The transcript has a single exon. Lineage: Eukaryota; Metazoa; Chordata; Aves; Phaethontiformes; Phaethontidae. Bases 1 to 252 code for a protein of 83 amino acids. Gene Ontology annotation, cellular component: outer dense fiber. The record is from RefSeq and is a predicted model, not a curated record.